ACAGUCUGUAUGUUAGGCUACCUACUGUUAAGGGACACGGUGAUGUGAACUCCCGCCUUGGUUAUCUUGACUCUGACGAACACGUCUUUGGUACCGCGGAAGUGUCAUUCAUUUACUGGAAAUGUUUGCUAUCAGGAAGAGUCGCAGCUGCAGAAAAUAGCAAGCUCCCCGAGGUCUCCACAUUUGGUGCAUUCAUGAAGGAAGAAGAAUGCGUCUUGGGAUACUGAUUUUUGUGAUUUUUUACUUAGGCGUUUGUCUAGGUGAUGUUGGUGGACCUGUCCAAGGGGGUGUUGGGUCAAAUGAAAAGCCUACCAACACUGAGAAGAAAACUGUGACGACAAAACCUGAACCUGAACCUGAAUCAGCAGGUUUUGACAAAAAUGGUGCAGAUAAGGCUCCACAACAUUUCACAGCAGAGAGAGGUAGCGGUAAUGCAGCAGGAAAAGUAAUCUCCUCUGCAAAGGAAGAUGCAGUCACUGGAAAGGAUGACCAUGCCAUGAGUGAAAAUGCAGUCACGGAAGACGCAGGAAAGGGUGGCUCCACAGCAAAUAGAGAAGCAGCAAAGAAUGGUUCCGCAGGAAAUGGAGAAGCAAGAAGGAAUGGUUUUGCAGGAAAAGCAGAACCAGGAAAGAGUGGUUCAGCAGGAAAUGUAGAAGCAGGGGAUGGUGGUUCUGCAGGAAAAGCAGAACCAGGAAAGAGUGGUUCAGCAGGAAAUGUAGAAGCAGGGGAUGGUGGUUCUGCAGGAAAAGCAGAACCAGGAAAGAGUGGUUCAGCAGGAAAUGUAGAAGCAGGGGAUGGUGGUUCUGCAGGAAAAGCAGAACCAGGAAAGAGUGGUUCAGCAGGAAAUGAAGAACCAGGAAAGAGUGGUUCAGCAGGAAAUGUAGAAGCAGGGGAUGGUGGUUCUGCAGGAAAAGCAGAACCAGGAAAGAGUGGUUCAGCAGGAAAUGAAGAAGCAGGGGACGGUGGUUUCACAGGGAAAGGAGAAGCAGGAAAGAGUGUUACAGCAGGAAAUGAAGAACCAGGAAAGAGUGGUCCAGAAGGAAAUGUAGAAGCAGGGGACGGUAGUUCAACAGGGAAAGCAGGAAAGAGUGGUUCAGCAGGAAAUGAAGAAACAAGAAAGAGUGGUCCAGAAGGUAAUGGAGAAGAGGGAAAGAGUGGUUCAGCAGGAAGUGGAGAAGCAGGAAAGAGUGGUUCCGAAGGAAAUGGAGAAACAGGGGAUGGUGGUUCCGCAGGGAAAGGAGAAGCAGGAAACCGUGGUUCAGCAGGAAAUGGAGAAGCAGGAAAGACUAAAGGAGAGAUACUCUCUAUCGACUCCAACAGCUCAGGGAAACAUGUAGAUGAUGCAGAAAGCAGCCAUUUCUUUGCUUACCUUGUCUCUACUGCAACACUGGUGGCAUUACUCUACAUUGGAUACCACAACAAACGAAAGAUCAUUGCAUUUGUAGUAGAGGGAAAGAGAUCAAACUCCACACGGAGAACAAAAAGCGGAAAAUAUCAGAAGCUUGAACAACAGAUUUGAAGUAUUAGCUCUUGGUGACUGAAAUGAGUCCUGCCAGCCAUAGGAGUUGUUUAUACGACCAAUUCUGUAGGUCCAGCAAAGCUGACCAGUACUUUGCCAUAGUUGUGGCAUCAUCCAUCAGAAGCUCCAGAUAAAGUGGACAGAACUACAAUAAUGUUGCACUAAUGUUACAAUUCGUUCACUGUGCAAUGAAAGAUUUAUAGUAUUCUAGUUCUGUAACAAAUUUCCCUCAAGUGUUGUGUCCAGGUAAUUCUUUUUGGCAUAGUAGGUGUUGUGUCCAGUUAAUUUACGAAGCCUAGGAUUAGUAAGAGUUAUUUUAAAAGCCAUUUAGCAUUCUAAAGUUUGAUCAUUUUGCCUUUGAAAAUAAAUGUAUUAGUGUGUGUAGAUAUUUUAUACGUUAUAAUAGGUAUAAUAAGGAUGCCUUAUAUGACAUGACAUGUUCAGGAAUAUGAAAGAGAGGUGUAUGUAUUGAGUGUUUUGCACAUUCAGGGGAAUGCCUUUUGACCAGAGAAAGAAUUAGGUUUGACUCAGGGGGCUUUCGAAGCCGGAGGGAUUUGAGAGUGCGUGCGUGUGUGUGUGAGAAAAAUGUUUGUUUGAGGCUGCCUCUGCCAAAUGAAUGUAACAAGAGUGGUUUUAAUUGCACGGAUGAAAUGAUUUUGCUGAACUGUGCCCUUCACUAUGUAUGGAGAGACUCUAUCUGAUGGAGUAUUACCUGCAUUGAGGUUUCUUUUCCCCCCAGACACUGUACCUGCCAUGGUUUUUGACAGAAGUGCUGCGAGAUAUCUGAAUGCAAAUUUCCUCCUUACUGGGGGAAGUUCCUGUUAGAUAAUUUUGAGAAGACAUUUGAAAACCACUAAACUAGGCAUUUGCAUAUGUAAUGAAAGCACGCCUGCACAGAAGGUUCAGGGGCACGUUGUUGUACUUCUGUUUUCUUUUGUUUUUUUCGGUUUUGUUCUUUUUUUAUGUGCAUAAUUUUAAGCGUCUGCUUAUUUUCUGAAGCUCUUUUCAAUUGCAACAAUAUAGAAUAGCAUUUUUUUUUGGAUGGUGUUCUGUUCACAAUCUCCUUUGUUCAGAUGUAUUCUCUGUGGCAUCAGCAGUCUUCUAGUGUCCUUCAGUGCUACAGUUACCUUCCGAAGCAAUACAAGUGCCAAGCUACUGCCUGUGGUUACUAGAGUACAGCCAAAAUAACAUGCACCAUUACAUCUUCAUGUACCAAACAGCAUUUCAUACAUUAAUUAUUGUUGUUCCUUUAGGAAAAUAUUGCGAUAUCACGAUCAGUUUCUCUCAGCUGUUUACCUGAAAGAAAGGUAGCUGUGAGUAUCCUAAGAGUGUGUGUAUUUAUUAAAUCACAAGAAAUCCACAAGCAUUUUAGACGCUAAGCCUAUUAGUAACUGUUUACAAUAUAACUGGUUUUAAGUACAUGUCAAGUGAAAAAGAAACAUUGCUGAUUGCAGGUGGUUUUAUGCUAGUAUUCUGCACAGUUCUGAUUGGUCUUUGGUCCAGGAAGUCCAGGUUUCUGCUAUGUGUAAAAUGUACCUCUUAGUUUCAAGGUAACCUAAUGUGCAUGAUUUAACGUGCUGCCCAUUGGAAAUGUGGUCUUUAUCUCCCAGGUAUGAUCACUGGAAUUGUGCCAAACAGGACUACUGUCUUGAAGGUUUUUGUUUGUUUGUUUGUUUGUUUGUUUGUUUCAUUCAAAUAGAUUCCAAGCAGUGCUAAAAUUGAACAUAAGAGAGAGACAUUGUUGGCGUUGGUGUUGGUGUAAAACUAUGAAUCCCUUUAUCUCUGAUGUUUUUUUUUUUUUUUUUUUUUUUACUUAUUUUGCACACAAGAGUUUUGACAUAUUUUUUAGCCGGCACAUUGCUUUCUGUAUAGCACUGGCUUCUGUCACUUUUAACUUUUUGAAUGCUGGACCAGUUUUAAAAUCCCACAGGCUAAUGGUUUUGUACAAGUCUUGAUGCCACAAUUUUUCCUCUGAAAAAAAAAAGAUAAUUCACUCCAUAAUGAACUGAAUAAAGAUGUUUUCAUGUA
Molecule: messenger RNA, 3547 nt
Organism: Alosa alosa (allis shad)
Lineage: Eukaryota; Metazoa; Chordata; Actinopteri; Clupeiformes; Clupeidae
Product: PE-PGRS family protein PE_PGRS26-like
Exons: 4
Coding region: 209-1519 (436 amino acids)
Source: RefSeq, a predicted model, not a curated record